Molecule: messenger RNA, 1692 nt
Organism: Striga hermonthica
Lineage: Eukaryota; Viridiplantae; Streptophyta; Magnoliopsida; Lamiales; Orobanchaceae
Source: the annotation of a GenBank genome assembly
AUGGCCUGGAAAGUCCGAACAACGUUCAUAUACGUCGUCGGAUCGGUCUUCUUCUGCGCCUCUCUCUACCACCACUACUUCCGCCACGCCUUCGCCUCCCAACGCAUUACGCCCUCCCCCGCCGUCCUCACCGUCGCAGCCUCCGCCGCUAAUUACGCCAUCCGUGAAAACCUCACCGAUGCAGCUCUGCUUCCCCCGCACGACCCCAUCGCCACCCCCUCCCCAUUGCCGCCGCCGCCUCCCACCACCUCCAUUCUCCUCCCGGACUGGGAGGUUCUCGUGAUCGCGUCGCCUGAUGAUCCAACCAUCCUCCCCCGGAAUUCCGAUGGAUACUUCUGUUUAUUCGACACCGGCGAGCUAUCACAGGCGAAAUUCACCGGCGUCCUUCCUUUCCCCGAUCGAGCGACCUUCAGCUGCGUCCUUCCCCUUAGAGCUCGCCGGAGGCUCCCGUUCAGGCAGCCGAUUCUCACCAAGUCUCCCAAGGCCGACGAAUCGCCAUCGGACGCGCCACCGGUCCUUCGGUGGUCGUUCGUGGUGUACGAUUCACUGACAACGGACGAAGACGUGGUCCUGUUCGCAAAGGGCGUGAACGUGCGGCAGGGGAUCAAUCGCGAACCCCAGGAAUUCCGCUGCGUGUUUGGGGACAGCGUGAUUGACGGCGUCAGAACCACCGUCACUUCCUCCAUGCAGGAGGUGUUCCGCUGCAAACGCCCCAAUCUAACGGCGGUUCUUGGUGAAUCGGGCCGCCCAGUAAAGGUCUCCCUGGAAAUUGUCUCAGAAAAUCUGGUGGUCCCAUCGGUAGCAUACUACACACCCCCGCGCAGGUUAGAGUCAGGGAGCGGCAAAUCACUACUGUGCGCCACCACCAUGGUAUAUGAUGUGGCCAAAUUCCUCCGCGAGUGGGUUGUGUACCACUCCAGAAUUGGGGUCGACAAAUUCCUUCUGUACGACAAUGGCAGCGACGAUGAUCUGGCAAAAUCCGUGGACGAGCUCGUAAAAGAAGGUUUCGACAUCAGCACAUACUUUUGGCGGUGGCCCAAAACACAAGAGGCAGGUUUUUCACACAGUGUGAUUUAUUCUAAAGAUGCAUGUUCAUGGAUGAUGUACUUAGAUGUGGACGAAUUCAUAUAUUCCCCCAAUUGGCACAACAUCUCUCAACCAUCAAACUCACUGCUGCGCUCUUUGAUCACACCAAAUUCCUCAAAAUUGGGACAAAUCAGCAUCGGCUGCAAUGAGUUCGGGCCGUCCAAUCAAAAAGUGCAUCCCCCAAUGGGAGUGACCCAAGGCUACAAUUGUCGGAGGACACACGAAAAUCGGCACAAGUCCAUCGUGCGCUUGUCCGCUGUUAACGACUCGUUGCUUAAUGCAAUACACCAUUUUUACUUGAGGCCAGGGUACAAGACCAGAAAACCGGGUAUUCACGAGAUGGUGGUGAAUCACUACAAGUACCAAGCGUGGCCCGAGUUCAAGGCCAAGUUCAGGAGGCGUGUGUCGGCUUACGUGUUGGAUUGGACCCAAAAACUGAACCCGCAUUCAAACGAUAGGACGCCCGGUUUAGGGUACGAACCGGUCGAGCCACAGGGGUGGCCCAAGAAGUUCUGUGAGGUCCACGAUAAUAAGUUAAAGGAUUUGGUGAGGAGAUGGUUUCGAGUCGGGUCGGGUUCAGGGUCGAAAAUGGCUUGGCAGAGGUGA